This is a messenger RNA of Plasmodium gonderi, 1275 nucleotides long. RefSeq names its product RNA-binding protein. Gene Ontology annotation, molecular function: RNA binding. NCBI's taxonomy places the organism in Eukaryota, Apicomplexa, Aconoidasida, Haemosporida, Plasmodiidae. The record is from RefSeq and is a predicted model, not a curated record. The transcript has 10 exons. Bases 1 to 1275 code for a protein of 424 amino acids.
AUGAUGAUGACUAAUGGUAGUGAAGCAGUUGAGGAGCAGCAACACGACAAAAUAAGAAAUGAUUCCCAAGAGGAUGAAGUGGACGAAAUGGACGAACCAGAAGGAGAAGCAAACUUGGCCAAGAGCGAAGAGGCGAGUCAAGGCAAGAAGAAUUCCAAUAAGAGGGAUAAAAAAAUGGAGAAAAAAAAUAUAAAGGAAAGUUUGAAGGAAAAAGAGAGGAUGAUGGAUGACUCAGAGGAGAGCGAAGAAUGUUCUGGAUCCUCGAUGGAAGAAAAAAGUUCAGAUGAAAAUCCACAGGAUGGACAACAGAUAUCAUCCAUCGUCUCUUUUUUGAAAAGAAAUGAAUCGACUCAGGGACCCAAUGGAGAAAACGGUUACAAAGUCAGUGAAAUUGGGAAGAGAGCCAGUGCAGCCACGAAGAAACUUAGAAGAAGUAAUGAAAAAAACAAAGAAGAUAAAAUUAAGCGAACCGUUUUCGUUGGAAAUCUCCCAUUAAAAGAUAUGCACAAGCUGAAGUUGUUAAAAAUUUUGGGGAUUAAGAAUUCCAUGGUCGAAUCGGUAAGGUUUCGAUGCCAACCCUUGGAAGAAGCCUACGCAAGUAGGAAGAAGCUCGGGACCAUUCUGAAGAAGUUCACCGAUGUCAAAGAUAAUCAGAACGCUAUAAUUACACUGAAGAAAGAGGAGGAUUUGUCUGUCUUACUAAAAAAAAACGGAAUCGUGUAUGACGGCUACGUAAUACGAAUUAACAUGCUUGGAGAGAAACCAAACUUUAACAGAAAGAAAUCUGUAUGUGUAAAGAAUUUGGAUCGAAAAUUGAAUGAAUCUGAUUUAUAUGAACUCAUGAAGGAGGUCGAUGAAAUAAAAGGAAUUAGGAUUUUGAGAGACGAAAAAACUAGUGUUUCAACGGGAGUAUCAUUUGUCCUCUUUAACAACAGAGGUUCUGUCAAGAAGGCCAUCGAAAUGUUCGAUGGGCACACAGUGAAUGGAAGGGAAAUCGUCGUUCAGAAGGUUCUAGGAUCGAAGGACGCGUCAGGGAAAACCAAAGUGGAAAGGAAAAAUAAGAACCCGAUAAAGAAAACCACUCGGAAGAAUAUAAUGAAGGAUCACAAAAGUGGUUUCAAAAGUGGUUUCAAAAAUGGUUUCAAAAAUGGUUUUAAAAAUGGUUUUAAAAAUGGCCUUAAAAAUGGCCUUAAAAAUGGCUUCAGAAAGAGUCGUAAAAAGAAAUACCCAAGAAAGAAACGCAAGGGAAGUGCCAAUGUUGCACAGGGGGGAUGA